This is a messenger RNA of Bursaphelenchus okinawaensis, 1336 nucleotides long. Lineage: Eukaryota; Metazoa; Nematoda; Chromadorea; Rhabditida; Aphelenchoididae. The record is from the annotation of a GenBank genome assembly.
AUGGUGUACAAUAUUUUCGACGGUCUGCUGGAGUUUGACUUUAACAACGGAGGUUGCCGCAUGGUGGAGGAUCCACAACAAGCUGUGUUUGAGUCGGUGAUAAGAAAAGUGUUCGAAGAGCAACGUACUCGAUUGGACGACAUGUCAGCGGACCAAAGCCAUCUGAACAAGGCCGUGGGUGCACCAGUCGCGAAAACGGGACCAGCUAAGAAGAAGGAUCAACUAAAGAAGAUGGUACCAUUGCCACUGGUUAUGCCGGUCAAAAAACGCCGAGAUUCGAUUGACUCUGGCCUUUCUGGAUGCUCCAAGAGUACCAGUCCGACCAUGUUUGCUCCUGGAAAUUUUGGUGCUAUUGGGACUUCGCAGUGUAACUUUGGGUCAAUUGGUGCAUGUAUGGACAAAUUUGGAUCUAAUGGUACGUUUUGCUUAGUUUUGUAAGCUUUAAUAUUUUCUGGCCAUUUUGAGAAAUUUUAAAGCAUUGGUACAUUUUCAGACAAAUUUGGUACUUCUCCAGCUAAUUUUGGUUCGAUUGGUGCAUCUUUAAGCAACCUUUGUUCAAAUUCCAACUUUGGGUCAAUUGGUACUUCCCUAGACAAAUUUGCGUCAAAUGGUAUGUUUUUCGUUGAAUUUUUUACAUUUUUAGGUACGUUUUUAAAGACUUUGAAGCCUGGUGGAUUUAAACGCUAUUUUAGAGUCAACACAACAAGAAACAUGUCCAUCUCACUUCCGGACUUCUCCAGUUUUUGGCACUUCCGUUACUCAUAUGGUGCAAUCCUCAACUUGCUCGUCGUCGACCUCAUCAACCAGGGCCUCAAGUCCAUAUGGUACGGCACCAACCCCUCUAGCCACAAUCCGACCAAUCCCUCUGGUACAACCAAAAAACCAUCGAAAACCUUUGGAGCUUUUGAGUGCCGAAGAGAAGUGCCUGAGGGAACAACGGCUGCAAGUCAAGGCGAGGACGUCGAUGUGUCACGAUUUUACGACCAAAGGCGAAUGCCGAUAUGGAAAUAACUGUCGAUUUGCGCACGACAAGGCCGAGUUGAGACCAAUUGAGGUGGGUUUGGUGUUUUUACUGUAGAGGAAGGGGUUUAAAAUGGUUUAUUUACUAUUUUUCUCGAAAAUAUAUUGAACUUGGCCCCAUUGUGAAGUUUUUAAAAAAAAAAUUUUUUGAAAAAUGCAAGUGUAGCUCUACUACGAUUACAUUUACGAACAUUGCAAACUUAUUUUUAAUUUUCAGACCCACCCGAAAUACAAGACCAAGAUCUGUCGGAAUUUUGUUAACCAUGGCCAUUGUGCGUAUGGAUGGAAAUGUCAAUUUAAACACGAUCCAUUAUAA